Messenger RNA from Python bivittatus (Burmese python), 2284 nucleotides. It is a transcript of the gene NHERF1, whose product is annotated as NHERF family PDZ scaffold protein 1. The record is from RefSeq and is a predicted model, not a curated record. Lineage: Eukaryota; Metazoa; Chordata; Lepidosauria; Squamata; Pythonidae. Gene Ontology annotation, molecular function: protein-membrane adaptor activity; signaling receptor binding. Gene Ontology annotation, cellular component: apical plasma membrane. Gene Ontology annotation, biological process: protein localization to plasma membrane.
CUGGAACGCUCAGACACCGACUAAAGUUGUGAUUGGCGGAGCGGAAGCUUCUUGAUAUAUUCGUAAUCGGGAUCCUGUUGCUCUCAAAUCGUUCCGGACCCGCCCUUGGAGACACCUGCUACUGCUCCGAAGCGGGACAGCCGGAGUGCUUCAGGCCAGUCCCUUGAAGUUGCUCGCCAGAGACUUUGCAUCCUUCAAGUAACUCGGAACUCUUUGAUUCCCGUUGAGGUUCCUGGGACGUUUGAUCAGUCGAAGGAGAAACAUGGACAACGGGGGAGGGAGCGAACAGCGGCUCUUGCCUAGGCUGUGCUGCCCAGAAAAGGGGCCGAACGGCUACGGCUUCCAUCUACACGGAGAGAAAGGCAAAACGGGCCAGUUCAUCCGGCUGGUGGAGCCCGAUUCCCCGGCCGAAAAAUCCGGUCUGAAGGCUGGGGACCGCUUGAUAGAAGUGAACGGGGAGAACGUAGAGAAGGAGAGUCACCAGCAAGUCGUGAACCGCAUCCGAGGCUCGCCGGGCUCGGUGCGCUUGCUGGUAGUAGACUCGGAGACCGACGAACGUCUGCAGCAGCUGGGCCUCGAGUGCCGCGAAGAAUUCAUUCACGGGCUGCCUGAGGAAUCGGAGGCGAAAGGCGGCGGCCAGGAGGCUGCCCUGCAGGAGCAGGAGAACGAAAUGAAAGCGGAUGGAGAGGGAAACAAUCACGCUGCCCAGCGGAAUGAGUUGAGGCCUCGUCUCUGCCAGAUGAAGAAGGGUCCCAACGGUUAUGGAUUCAACCUCCACAGUGAUAAGACGAAGCCAGGGCAGUAUAUCCGGGCUGUGGAUCCAGAUUCUCCAGCUGAAUCUUCAGGGCUGCAGCCUCAAGACCGUAUCAUUGAGGUGAAUGGGCAAUGCAUGGAAGGCAAGCAACAUUCAGAUGUUGUUUCAGCCAUAAAGUCUGGUGGAGAUGAGACCAAGCUGCUGGUGGUGGAUAGUUUAACAGAUGAAUUCUUCAAGAAGUGCAAAAUCAUCCCUUCCGAAGCACACCUGAAAGGUCCUUUACCAGAACCAGUUGCCAAUGGUGAUGUGGAGAAGGGGAGCCUUAGAGAUGACCAGUCAGAGACUGAUCCUGAAAGCCCUUCUAGCCCAAUGACUGUGUCUCCUUCUUCAAUUCUAAGUGAACCUUGCACUGAGCUGCACUCUCAUGAGAAGGAGGAGAAGCUCAGCACCACUUCUGAUCCCGUUCUUGACUUGGACAUCCCACUGGCAGUAGCCAAAGAGCGUGCCCAUCAGAAACGCACCAGCAAACGGGCACCACAAAUGGACUGGAGCAAGAAAAAUGAACUCUUUAGCAACCUGUGAAGCACCCCAACCCCCAAGCAGGGAGGUGAUGUAAGGGCAAUAUUGGAAAAUCUGGCCAGAUCACCACCACCACCACCCACUUUCUCCUAAGCCUCCCUGUCCCCUACAGAGAUGCAUUUCCUUGCCGUUCUCCUCCUCCCCUCUCUUUGCUUAGAAAUGUGGAUGCAAGAUCUUGUGUUGCCCUGGGUCACCUGAAGGGGCAAACAAAUGGCCUGACAAUUCUGCCUGUGCUGUUCUGGAGAAGCCGUUGUAUUUAAAGAGGAUGAUGAGACAUUUUCAUACACCCUCUAUAAAUAGCUCACAUUAACUUGUGGAUGUGAGUCCAAAACGAAUCUGGUGUCCCUGUUGGAUCUGUAGCAGAAGGUACUGUUGCCCACAUCACUUCUCUGAGAAGAAAGUUUUCUUCUCUCUGCCUUUCUCCCUUCCCAAAUGUUCCCACAUGUCCCUUCCCAAAUGUUGUGUGCGUGUGUGUGUGUGUGUAUACAUACACACACACACAUGCAUGCAUCCAUGCAUGCAUGCGCAGGACAAGGAUGAAAUAUGUCAGAUGCAACACUGAGAAGGGGGACAGUGUGAUGCAUAGCUCUACUAUAGGUCCGUUAGCAUUAAGAUAGCUGAAGCUAAACGUCUAAAACCAUUAAUCCCUGUAGAUCUCAACUGACUGUCUUCAGAGAAAUUAUGUUGGAUGCUGAUUGAACUAUUCCAGACUAUGUCACAUCAGGACUAUAGCCUAAGCUUAGCAUAGAGUACUUUAAAUCCUAAUUUGAUUACAAAUGAACAUCCUUUUGUGGGCCAAUGCUCUGUCCUCUUUUCAAGGAACUGCUUUGCUGUGACCGGAGAGAAACAUUCCCGAUGCUCUACCUUCUUCUAUUUCUUCUAUUUCUUCUUCUUCUUCUUCUUCUUUUUUUUUUUUGGUCACGACCUUCCUAGAUUGCCACUAUGAGAAAG